Messenger RNA from Oryctolagus cuniculus (rabbit), 6633 nucleotides. The record is from RefSeq and is a predicted model, not a curated record. NCBI's taxonomy places the organism in Eukaryota, Metazoa, Chordata, Mammalia, Lagomorpha, Leporidae.
UGUUUUUAGACUGUCUAGUGAAAAAGACCCUCCUAUUCAGCCUGUUAGUCAUCUACAUUACAUUUAACUGUCAGUAGAUGUGUUAACUUCUGAAAUUAUCCAAUUAAGUUUUUUUAAAGUCCAGUACUGUGGCCAGCGCUGUGACAUAGCAGGUAAAGCCUCUGCCUGCAGUGUCAGCAUCCCAUAUAGGCACUGGUUCGAGUCUCGGCUGCUCCACUUCUGAUCCAGCUCUCUGCUGGAAAGCAGUAGAAGAUGGCCCAGAUCCUUGGGCCUCUGCACCCAUGUAGGAGACCCGGAAGACACUCCUGGCCCUUGUCCUCAGAUCGGCGCUGUUCCAGACGUUCGGCCGUCUGGGGAGUGAACUAGCAGAUGGAAGACUCUCUUUCUCUGUCUCUCUCUCUCUGUGUCUGUUUAGUGACUUGUGGCAAAAUUUUAUCUUAAAUCAAUGUGAUUCUUUCUUGUUUUGGGAGACGGUGGAGGUAUCCUCAUUAGUUUGUUCUUUCUUCAGGCUUGUGUCUUUAGUUGCGUGGCUGCACAGGCCUGCCAUAUGAUUUAAGCCGUCUCUUUUCAUUCAAUGUUUCUCUUCCUGAGAGACUUACUAAAGCAACUUAGUGGCAAAAGGACCAACUGUAGACCUGCGCCACAGAAAAAAGCCAAAGUCUUCAGAAAAUAAGGAUCCUGCCAAAGAAGAGAAAGUCAAUGACACUCCAAUUCCUGAAAGAGCUCCAAAACGAACUUGAACGAGAAAUCACUUUUCAAGGUGACAGUGCCAUUUAUUACUCUUACUAUAAAGAUAUGUUAAAGGCGCCUUCAUUUGAAAGAGGUGUUUACGAAUUGACACACAAUAACAAGACUGUGUCUCUGAAAACUAUAAAUGCAGUGCAACAAAUGUCACUGUAUCCAGAACUUAUUGCCAGUGUUUUAUAUCAAGCAACUGGCAGCAAUGAGAUUAUUGAACCAGUAUAUUUCUAUAUUGGCAUUGUCUUUGGAUUGCAGGGAAUUUAUGUUACCGCUUUAUUUGUUACAAGUUGGCUUAUGAGUGGAACAUGGCUGGCAGGAAUGCUUACUGUUGCCUGGUUCAUUAUUAACAGGGUAGAUACAACAAGAAUUGAAUACUCCAUUCCUUUAAGAGAAAACUGGGCACUACCAUAUUUUGCAUGCCAAGUUGCUGCACUUACAGGCUAUUUAAAAAGCAACUUAAAUACUUAUGCAGAGAGGUUUUGCUAUUUGUUGAUGAGUGCCUCAACUUACACAUUUGUGAUGAUGUGGGAAUAUAGCCACUAUCUCUUGUUUCUUCAAGCAGUGUCUCUUUUCCUGCUUGAUGUCUUUUCACUGGAACAGAGUGACAAGGUUCAUGAAGUUUAUAAAAUCUACAUAUUUUCUCUCUUUCUGGGAUAUUUACUACAAUUUGAGAAUCCAGCUUUAUUGGUGUCUCCGUUAUUAAGUUUAGUAACAGCCUUAAUGCUCACUAAGUGCCUUCAGUUGAAUAUGAAGAAAGGAACUUUCAUAGCCAAAAUAAUGAAAGUGAUUAAUUUUUACUUGGUGUGUGCUCUGACUGUGACAUUGAAUGUUUUAAUGAAGAUGUUUGUCCCACACAAAGAAAAUGGGCAUAUGCUGAAAUUCCUUGAAGUAAAAUUUGGACUAAAUAUGACUAAGAAUUUUACAAUGAAUUGGCUUCUCUGUCAAGAAUCCCUGCAGACACCAUCUCAAGAUUUUUUUUUGCGACUAACACAGUCUUCUUUAUUACCUUUCUAUAUUUUAGUGUUAACUAUUUGUCUUCUUUCUAUGGUGCAAGUUAUUUUUAGGAGAAUUAAUGGUAAGUCUGUGAAAGAAAGUAUUACUCUUGAAGAUGGACGAAUUGGAGAAAGGCCAGAAGUAAUUUAUCACAUAAUUCAUACUGUUUUAUUGGGUUCUCUUGCAAUGGUUAUAGAAGGUCUGAAGUACAUCUGGACACCUUAUAUGUGCAUGUUGGCAGCGUUUGGCGUGUGUUCUCCUGAACUUUGGAUGACACUUUUCAAGUGGCUGCGAUUAAGAACUGUGCACCCGAUAUUGUUGGCUCUUAUUCUGAGCAUGGCUGUGCCCACUAUAAUAGGUCUCAGUUUAUGGAAAGAGUUCUUCCCAAGAUUAAUGACAGAAUUAACAGAACUACAGGAAUUCUAUGAUCCAGAUACAGUGGAACUUAUGACCUGGAUAAAAAGGCAAGCCCCACUUGCUGCUGUGUUUGCAGGGAGCCCACAGUUAAUGGGUGCCAUUAAAUUAUGCACUGGAUGGAUGGUGACAAGCUUGCCUGUUUACAAUGACGACGAUCUUCUCAAGAGAAAUGAAAAUAUCUAUCAAAUCUAUUCAAAACGAUCUGCUGAGGAUAUUUAUAAAAUACUGACAUCCUACAAGGCUAAUUACCUAAUUGUAGAGGAUGCCAUCUGCAAUGAGGUGGGAACAAUGAGAGGCUGUAGGGUUAAAGACUUACUGGAUGUUGCAAAUGGCCAUGUGGUUUGUGAAGAAGGUGACAAGUUAACCCACUCGAAAUAUGGGCGAUUUUGUCAUGAGGUCAAAAUUAACUAUUCUCCAUAUGUGAAUUAUUUCACUAGAGUAUACUGGAACAGAUCCUACUUUGUAUAUAAAAUCAACACUGUGAUAUCCUUCCAGUCUUGAAAAAUAACAGAGCCUUCAUUUCAAAGACUUGCGCUACCUGAAGUAAAAUGCGAUUUUCUUCUUACCUACAGUGGUGUCUGUUGCAGAUCAGAGUAUGGACAUUUGAAAUACUGCUGCUUUUUCCCCUGCCUGCUGUUACCUGGAUCCAGAGUUCUGUGGGAAACAGCUCAAGCGUUACUGUCCUUUGGUAAAAUGUCAAAUCUACUACUCUGCAAUUUCCAGACAGGCGUCUUUUUUUCUAUUACAUGGUGUUUAAAGAUUUUAUGUAUUGCAGCAUCUUCCACAUAAAUCUUCAUCUUACCAUGAUGUUGAUCUUGAUUUUGAAUAUGUUCAAGAUCAGAGUGUAUCUCUCAAAUUAAUAGAUACUUAAUGUGCUAUAACUAUAUAAUAGAAGGAAAGAAUUAUUCUCACCCUCACGAAAGUUUCUGAAGGUAUGUAAUGGUUUAUAACAACUGAAAAUUCACAAUAAAAACUAAUUUAAAUGUUAGCUGAAACUCUCUGGCAUUUAAAUCAAAACAGAAAUUAUAUAAAAGAAAAUGAUAUUUAAGGAUAUAUGUAAAGAUAUAUCCAGAAUUUUCUGCUUGUACUGCACUCGUCAUCUGCUGCCUAUAUAUGAGCACUUUCUUAGUAAUCUAUAGUGCAUGAUAUUGCAUUUUUUAUUUUAUGACUAUCUGUUAAGUGAUUAGCUUUUUUCACUUAUGUCCAUUAAUUUGAUAGCAAUAUAAUCAUGAUAAAACAAUAAUUCUUGUUAUCUAUAUAUAUUUUUAAAACAGACAUUUAAAAAAUGUUCAGGCUUUUAAAAAUAUGUGGGUGUGGGAUAAUUUAUUCAUAUUUUACAUUGAAGCAUUAAAUAAAAAUUAAAAAAUCUUUAACAGAAUAAGCAUAUGCACACCAAAAUGAGCAACCAUUUUGGGAGGUUUAUGCAGACAAUAUAAACAUACUUCUGCAUACAGAUAUUUAUUAUAAAAUACAAGUGAUAUUCAUUUAUGAAACUGUGAUGGAAGUUUUCAAAGUGACAGAAUGACAAUUAAAAUAAAAGUUAAAACACAGUUUCACAGUCUAAAUGUUACAUUGCUUUAAGUUUUUUUGUAUUUUUAUCAUUUGUUAAAAUAAACUUUAAGUAAUUUGGUCUUUUAAAGAAAUUCAGAAUAGAUGUAACCUAUACAUGUAUCAUUUUAAUAAGAUGAAAUGCAUGUUAGUUUUUUCUUUAACACCUUUUCAGUGAACAGGUUUUCUAUAUUUUCACUUGUUAGAGUGAGUACUGUAGCAGUUGCAUUAUCAGAACUCUAAAUUCCUGCCAGUUAGAAGGGAGUAUCUCUCUGUUUUUAUUUUUGUAAUAUGUGUAUUUUUAAAGUGCAUGCAUUCUUAGACUAACUCUAGGAUGCUUUGCUCUUUGGAAGCUGAAGAACCCUUUGAUAUUGUUAAUGUAUUUGAUGCAUUAGUCUCAUUGGUUCUAGUUUCACUCUUCUAUAUGUUUUUUUUUUUUAAACUAUGGUAAGAUAGCUGCAGACAAUGUGCUUCAAACUGACUCUGCAUCUUAGUUGUGAGCAGCUAGUGUUUGCUUCAAGCCUUAUGAAGAUACUACCAUAAUUAUGUAAAUACAUAGUGAACAGUCAUGUGGUAGUACUUGUGAUUAGAGCAUGUGAAACAAUGUAACUUAAAAGUCAGCUUGCAUAUUUUGAAGGGAAAAUAGAAUACCUUCCUUUCUAUGUAGUAUGAAAUAUUUGAGUUUUUAUUCAUUUAUAUUAUGACCAGAUUGCUGUAUUAGUUUUGGUUGUGUUUUAUUAGUAAGUUGCUUUUGCUUCUGUCACUUCAUUUCCUAAAUAAAAUAGAUUUGUGACAUUUUAAUUGAAUUUGUUAAAUAAUGAAUUUUUCAUGCAGCAUCAGUUGGAAAGGAAAAAUAAGCUUUUAAAUAGGUAUGAUAAUAUUGUUUAUGAGAGAUAAGCUUGUUUGCUUCCAUUUUAAUUGCAGUUAAAACAGUAGUACUGGGAAUCUUUAAGUAGGAAGCCUUUGAUUCAGUUCCUUAUUCAUCUGUAGAGUAACAGAUGGUUAGUGCAAGCAACUGGUAACUUAACAGCAGUUAGGUUUGACAGUAAAGCUCUACUGUGAAAAGACAAAGUCUGUGGGUUUUGGGUGGAAGGAAUUUCUCAAAUGUAAAAAAAAAAUUUCACCCUUGAUGUUGCAGACUCAUUGAAAUAAGUGCCUUAACUUCUUUAUUUCUAAGUUUACUUUUCUUGUUUUGUGUUUUUAGACACCGGAUAUUCUGAGAUCAGCUUAUGGUUUAUUUUCCCAAAAAUGUUAUCUAUUCCCUAUGAAAACUUUGCUAAUUUUUUCCUCAUUAAUAAAAUCCCUUACUGUGCUGUUGUUACUAUUAUUGUUAACCCAGUAAUAAGCAAAACUUUGUUAAAUAUAGGAAUGGGACUUCUAGUCUCCUAAAUUUAUUUAGCUUCUGAAAUGUCAAGUAAUCCAAUAAGUAAAACUUAUUUAAAUGAUCAGGUCUGUGAUGUUGACUCUGCAGAUGUCUAACUUGGCAUCUGUAUCUUGGUGCUUUUUGUUAGACCGGUAGAGUUUUGCAACCGCAUGAACAGUCAUGUGCUGCAUAAUGGCAUUUUGUUCAGUGACAGAUUGCAUAUACAACAUUGGUCCAAUAAAAUUACAUCGCUGAGUGAUACCAUAGCUGGGUGAGUUUGUGUAAGUACACCGAAUGGUUUUCACACACAGUGAAAUUGCCUGACAAUACAUUUCUCAGAACGUGUCCCGAAUGAUAAGUGACACAUGACUGUGUUGUACCUGAGUGGUUUUCUCUUCACUGUUUUCUGUGUGUUAUAGAUAGCCAUUUAUUCCCCCAAGAUGUUAACCCAAGUCAUCAGUAGCCUCAAUGUUGUGAUAUUUUUCCAGAUUGUCCAGACUAAAAGAAAAGCAGAAAUGGAACUUGAAGUGUGCUUUAAAAGAAAUGUAAUAGAUUUAAAAGAAAUGUAAUAGAUUAUUACAUUUCUUGAAGGGUACAUUUCUUGAAGAGUAGCGAUCUUAAUGGGUUAUUUUAUUUCUGAGAAAUCAGUUGUUUUGGACCUUUUCUAUUUUUGAACUGUUCAAAUAUUUGAUGCCUUUUGUGGAUAAAAGUAGUGCCUCUCUUUAUACAGUUGAUGGGAUUUUAAAAGUUGUAAGUUCAUUUUUUGGUAAAUUUAUUUUUAAUGCAUGAAUAUUUAAAAGGCAUACAUUUUUAAUUGUUCUGUAUAUUUAAGACCCUUUUGUAAAGUAAAUAAUGACUUCCUGAUUAACAUCUCAAUAUAUUCUCUCUUUAUUUGUCCAAGUUUUUAAAUAGUUAAUGUUGUUGCUAUUUACUAGUAGUUUUCAUUUCUAAUUAGUAUUAAAAUUUCACCUCUGAAAAGUUGCAAGUAAAAUUCAAUUUCUUAUUGAAAUAAUAUCUCUUUAUUAAGGUUUUGAAUGUGUAGGGUUAACACUUUAUAUAAAAAUUGAUGAGAAAAUUGUAAAAAAAUUUUAGUAUAGAGGCAUUUUUGAAUAAUUUCCGCUUAUAAGUCUUAAAAUGUGGGAAAUUUUGAUAUUGGGAUACAUAAUCCCUUGUGCAGUUCUAUAAGAGAUGCAGCAAAUUUGUAUCCACUGUAUACAUUUAGUAGAAUGAUGACAUCACAGAGAAGCAUGCAGUCCAAGCUGAGAGUUUGAAAUAUCUUAUAAACAACCCUUUCGUGUUCUAAGUUUAUUAACUUAGAUGAAUACAGCUCUCUUUGUUUUCAUUGACCUCAGAGCCAUACCUGUGACAGUGUUCAUUCAUUUAGAUUGAAUAUGUUCCUGCUGCAACUGCAUCUUUGCAAGAUACUAAAAGUCACUUUCAGCAACUAUAGGUCUUUAAAAGAGUUGGAUUAUAAACUCAUUUACUUCCGAUUCUGUAGCACUUUUAUCAAGAAUAAACUUUCAUGUUAUCCUCGUUGUUCUGUUUCCAUAAUAAAACUUUUCAGGAUUUAA